Molecule: messenger RNA, 756 nt
Organism: Didymosphaeria variabile
Lineage: Eukaryota; Fungi; Ascomycota; Dothideomycetes; Pleosporales; Didymosphaeriaceae
Exons: 4
Coding region: 1-756 (251 amino acids)
Source: RefSeq, a predicted model, not a curated record
AUGGCUGAUGCUCCUCUCCUUGGGAGAGCCAACGAUAGAUCGCGAUCAACAGGUAGCAGAAUCAAGAAUGCGCGCAAUGUAGACAGCCAUUCAAGCAUCCUUCACUCCAUCUUCAAGAUCUUCACCGGCGGUCUCAUCGCCCCAGCCGACACCACCUACGCUACAAUCAUGAUUCUCUUGAACAGCAGCGAUCCAGAAGAGCAAGAUAACCUCACCAGGCAAUGGCGCGAACACAAACUCGAAGAGUUGAGCUUCAUCGGCGUCGUGAGCCCCCUCACAGCAGUCUGCCUCGUAAGCACCGGCUCCUGGGACGAAAUAAGCUCAAAAGGCUGGUACAUCCGCGCGAUCUGGUACUCAGGCAUCGUCUUCGCCCUCUUCUCGGUUCUCACAGCCACCCAGCAGACUCUCCGCCUGCACCGCCUCUCCGCGCACAAGGAUGGCUUACACCUCACCCGCCUGUGCCUCGUGCGCGACCGCAAACCGCUCGACAGCGAAGAAGGGCGGGCGAAGCUCGUUCCUAAACCGUUCCAGGUGUGGAGCUGGCAGAGCUCGAUGAUGUUUUUGCUUAUGGCUGUGGCGUGUUUGCUGGUGGGGAUGUUGGUGCUUGUGUGGAGUGCGGUGGUGAAGGAGACGGAUAAUGUAACGUAUGAUGAGAAUCUUAAGCUUGCGGUUACGUUUACCACGGUGCUGUCCCUGACCGUUGCGUACUUCUUUGCGACGCAGGUUAGUAUGAUGGUUGGUGUGAGCGUGGAGUAA